Messenger RNA from Chlorocebus sabaeus (green monkey), 5305 nucleotides. RefSeq names its product LHFPL tetraspan subfamily member 2 (gene LHFPL2). The record is from RefSeq and is a predicted model, not a curated record. Gene Ontology annotation, cellular component: membrane. Lineage: Eukaryota; Metazoa; Chordata; Mammalia; Primates; Cercopithecidae.
GCGCCGCGCCGGGAGUCCCGAGCCCGACCCCUCCCCCCGGACGCCUGGCCCGCUCGCGGGACGGAGGCGGCGAUGGUGACUGGGCAGCGGCGCGGGGCCGGAGCCUGGGCAGGGCGGCUCUGCUGCCUCUUUCUGUCGCUGCCCCCGCCCCUCCUCCUCCUCCUCUCUCUCCGCGAGUACUAGUCUGGGCGGCCGCCGAGCUUGGCGCUCUCUCGCCUUGCCGCCUCCUCCCCCGCGCCGCGGACCCUCUCCCCUCCCCUGCGUCGGCUCCCCCUCCCGCCGCCCCCUCCCGCUCUCCUCCCGCUCUCCUCCCGCCUCCUCCUUCCAGGCACGGCCAGCGGGGGAAGAGCGAGGUGGCUGCGAGGAGGCGUCACUGAAAGCCCUGGCUUGGGGAAGGCUGCGGGCUCGGAGCCGGAGACGCCGAGCUGGGGCAGGGUGAGUUGGGAAGCAGACUCUUGAGUUGACAGCUGGCCUAUGGUUUCUGCAUUUUGUUAGGAAGCACCUCAUGCAAGUGAGGGACCUGGGUCUGCUCACAGCCAGAGUCAGAUUCUAAAACGUGGAGGAAAUGAACUACCCCUUUGUACUGGGUUCAAAUUAAUAAUCCCUGUUAGACUGAAUGUACCUCCCCAGAAGGGCCUGCCUCAACCACAGCUCUUGGUGGCAUUUUCCUGAAGUUGUUCAUUAAGACUUCCCAGCGUUCCUACAGAUAUAAAUAGGUGAGGCCACAGGCAGUGCUCUGGGUCCGGGAGCGCUGUCCCCAGCAUGAACGCGGCCGGCGGCGGGAGUGAAUGACUGCAGCUGCGACUUCCUUCCCAGGCCGCCCGAGCCUCCUUCCCCACCGACUUUCUUUCUUUGAUUAACUCCGUGGACUCCUGACUCUUUCUUCGCCUGGAACAUCAAUAUGUGUCAUGUCAUUGUCACCUGUCGCUCGAUGCUCUGGACCUUGCUGAGUAUUGUAGUGGCUUUUGCCGAGCUCAUUGCCUUCAUGAGCGCAGACUGGCUGAUCGGGAAAGCGAGGAGCCGCGGCGGCGCAGAGCCGGCGGGCCCGGGCGGGGGCUCCCCCGAGCCCUACCACCCCACCCUGGGCAUCUACGCCCGCUGCAUCCGGAACCCAGGGAUGCAGCACUUCCAGCGGGACACGCUGUGCGGGCCCUACGCCGAGAGCUUCGGCGAGAUCGCCAGCGGCUUCUGGCAGGCCACAGCUAUUUUCCUGGCUGUGGGAAUCUUUAUUCUCUGCAUGGUGGCCUUGGUGUCCGUCUUCACCAUGUGUGUACAGAGCAUCAUGAAGAAAAGCAUCUUCAACGUCUGUGGGCUGUUGCAAGGAAUUGCAGGUCUAUUCCUUAUCCUUGGUUUGAUACUCUACCCUGCUGGCUGGGGUUGCCAGAAGGCCAUAGACUACUGUGGACAUUAUGCAUCUGCCUACAAACCUGGAGACUGCUCCUUGGGCUGGGCCUUUUAUACCGCCAUCGGGGGCACAGUCCUCACUUUCAUCUGUGCUGUCUUCUCCGCACAAGCAGAAAUUGCAACCUCCAGUGACAAAGUACAGGAAGAAAUUGAAGAGGGGAAAAACCUGAUCUGCCUCCUUUAGUUUGGAAAAGACAUUAAUGCUAUUUUCUCCCUUGAGUAAUCUUGUGAAACAGUUCACAGUUUCAUCAUUUGAGUCAAGUGGAGAACCAACCUUUACCUACCAAAGCCACGUUCCACAGCCCGAGGCUUAAACAGGACCAGUGAGAGGCCACAUCCAGCUACGCAAAGUUACUGGACAUGCGGUCUGCAGUGGACAUGAUAAGGAAUGGAACAUGAAAAUAGUAUAUAAUCCCUGACCUGGAGUUACCAAGUUCUGUCAGACUCCAUCUCCCCCAGGUUCAAUGAAGGAUAAUAAUCUAAAUCAUUAGGGCAGCAGUUUCUCUGGUAACGGAAGAGACCAUCCGCCAGAUUUGCAGGCUGCUUCUGCUCCAACGCUGCUUGUUUGUGAGCAUCUCUGCCUCAGAAUGGGGUUUUGGGUUGGAGUUUUUGUUUUCCUCUGUUCUUUCAAGGCAUCUCAGUUGGAGACGAACAAAAACCUAUAAAUCUUACUGGGGACAGGAUGUGUUUGCUAAAGGGCACAGCAAGAUACUGUCUUUUGCUUAGCUGACCAAAGGGGUCAGCAGGGGUGGUGUGGAGUCAUGCUGUGGAACUUAUUCUAGGCUGAAUCCUAGGGUAAGGUGGAUCAACUGAACUGUCACUCCAGAGAUUUUAGAAAUUUGAGUAAAGAAACAAUAAGGACCUAUACAAUCAUAUGAGAACAAAAAUAAAUAUGAAAUCUUGCUAGUGAAGACAUAUUUUUUCCUCUUCCCAGCAGCCAGGCUAGCACCAGUUCUGGCCCAGUGUCCUCUUCUGGAGAGCACAUGUUUUUCUCCUAAGGUUAGGAUUGUGCUUUGACUGCCAAAAGGAAACCUCACUCUGUUUCCUCCUUCCAGGGACUGAGGUCUCCAAGCCAGCUGCGGCUCAUUCAGAUGUUCACUGGGAGGACUUGCCAGAAUCUCAGCACUUGGGGGGAGCCCUUUCCUCCCUGUUUGGUGACCGUGCUGUAGUCAGCUCUAUUUCCAAUCCCGACAGUAGCAGAAUGGCAUUCUACAACAAAAAGAAGCUAGUUGUGGGAGUUAAGUUUUUGUAGUUACUGGUGUUGAUCCUGAAAGCACACUGAGAUAACAUUAAAUUGCUGCACCUGAAGAACUGCAGCUGAGACUUUAAUUAAUUCCAGGAAAGUACAGAGGACAAAGUUAAUUCAAAAAGAGGAGCUAGAUCAAGGUCACAGCACUGCCUACACCUGUUUACAAAAAGAAUCAAAUACCACUAUGAAUAAGGAUUCAGGGGCUUUUAAACUACUUUCCUAAUUACCAAUAUCACUGAUUCAGGAAGACAGUAUCUCAGAAUGACCAGAGCAUCGCAGAAACAAGCUACUCUGACAUUAUGGGAGCUUCAAAAUUGUAUCAUGAUACAGAAAUACUCCUUAGCACUUUAAGAGAUUUCUGGAAGGGGAAAAAGUGUAGGUCUUUGGGUUCAUUAAUCUGCUCGCUUGAGGACUUUGUUUUGAAAAAGUACCUUCUGUGGACAAGGUAUUGUGUGUUAAGUGCUACCAGCUAUACAACCCUGGUUCAGAUUUUGCAACCUUGCCCCAAGUGAAUCAUGUUAAAGCUGUCUGAGUCUAAAGCACCAUAUCGUGGUGCAGAACAGAUCAUUAUACAGAGAUGGAAUGGGACAACUAAAGUUUUACUGUAUUCUGGUUUUGGGCCUAUAUGAGAAACCAUCUUAUCUCACAGAUAAGGGCUAAGGGCAAAAGGGGUGGGAGGUGUUUGUUAGGCCUUAAUGAGUUUCCCAUUCCUGAACCAAAAUUCAAAGUGAGCGAGAUAUAAAUCCUGUGAUUUUGGUGAAGAAAAAAAACGGGUAUCUUCAUAGCAGCCUAGGAACCAUUAACCAUAUCUCUAACACCACCCAGAAAGAGGCUGGAGGAGCCACUGGACAAAGCUCCUGUCUCUGUGUGUACAUUUAUAAUGUUCUAACCAAGUCUCAAACCUUGGCAAUAAUUUUCAUUAAAAGCAAUCCCAUUCAUCAGACAAAUCUUCAUGGAAAACACAAAAUUUUUCCAUAAAUUUAUCAGAAGACUCACUUUUUUUUUUUUUCUUUCUGGGACAGAGAAACCAUUUUCUGACAGUAGGUUUACAGUCUCAGUGUCCUUACAAGUUAAGUCCUAAGCUCAGAGGAUCCUCUGAGCAUGUCCAUCACCUGCUCUUUGGCUAAGGCGGCAGUGUACCUCUAGAUCAACCUGGAAACAGUCACAAGGGAGUGUGACUUCUUGGCCAUAAUAAAGUCACUUGACAGUGUUUAUGUUAUUAAUUUGAACACACAGAAGACAAAAGCACAGGUAUGCACACACACACAACCCCAAACCACUAAAAACUACCUAAACACUGAGUAAAUAGUAAAAAGGUAAUGUUGGGACUUUUAAACCUUGAAUUCAUUAGCCAGGCUUGGGGUGAAAGGACCAUCUAAUAUCAUGCUAGUCUAAACCAUACUCUUCCACACAGCUGUUUAAAAACCACUGGGUAUGAGGAAUAUGCUAGAAAGAAAUGUUAAAAAUAGAUUGUUGGCCCACACUUAUUUUUCUAAUAAAUAGGACCAUUAUUACUACCAGGAUAGUCUUAUUUAUUUUGCCUGAAUUUGUGCUUAAAGAAAGUCUCAUGACAGGAUGGGAUGGGCUGCGCUUCUCAGAGAACUCUGAGGCAGAAAUAUUUGCCUUGGAUUCUGUGGAUUUUUUAAACCUGUGUGCUGAUAAUUCAAACUAUGUUGCAUUAAUUGUGUUAGGGUUUUUUAUAGGUUUCAAACAUCUGUGGUGUAAUGAUCCUUGUUAAACAUAUAUUCUGUAAAGUGCCAUAGUCUUUUUUUAUGUGUAGCAUAUUUAAAAAUAUAUAUGUAUAUUAUACAUACACAAGUUCGUGUGAAAGAUGUGCAAUAACAAAGGUGUAUGUAUGUUUUGUUGUUUUGGAAACUGGACAGGAGUCAAAACAGGAAUGUUUCUGUUUUGGCAAAGGAGAGUUCCACAUUUUUGCCUUCAUGGCUUAUUCAGUAACCUAUAAUUUUAAUGCUACACAAAUCUUAUGUGAAGAAAAGACUGGUAUGAAAUCAUUUUCUCCUGGGUCUAAAAUAAUCACUAGCAUAUGUCAAGGUUAAGCCAGCAAGCCAGGCCCAGUUAAUGCUAGUCUUUCAUGUGAAAUGUGAAGCUGCCAUGUUGCCUUUUCUCUUAGUAAGAUAACUAGUAGCUGGUACAUAAUCACUGAGGAGCUAUUUCUUAACAUGCUUUUAUAGACCAUGCUAAUGCUAGACCACUAUUUAAGGGCUAAUCUCACACCUCCUUAGCUGUAAGAGUCUGGCUUAGAACAGACCUCUCUGUGCAAUAACUUGUGGCCACUGGAAAUCCCUGGCCGGCAUUUGUAUUGGGGUUGCAAUGACUCCCAAGGGCCAAAAGAGUUAAAGGCACGACUGGGAUUUCUUCCGAGACUGUGGUGAAACUCCUUCCAAGGCUGAGGGGGUCAUUAGGUGCUUUGGAGGAACUCAGCACCAUUUGAUAUUCAACAGCCACUUGAGCCAAAUAUAAAAUUGUAUUUACAGCUGAUGGACUCAAUUUGAGCCUUCAAACUUGUAGUUAUCCUAUUAUAUUGUAAACUAAUACAUUGUUUGUCUAGCAUUGAUUCGGUUCCUGUGCAUAUGUAUUUUCACAAUGUGCUCCCCUCCCCAGAUCUUAAUUAAACCAGAUUUUGCAAAUUCA